GUCAACCACGUUCGAUGAAAGCAUGAUACGAGAAAGUGUCGAUGCAGACGCACCGAGCAGGGAGACUGAAGGACGUGGUGCUGUUAAGCACAAGAAACGUAUCAUCACAGACUACAAAGCACCCCCUCCAAAGAUCGGUGAAACCGCGAGGCGGGAAAACGCUGACGCAGAAAUGCUGAGCAUGGCAGCUGAAGGUUGCGAGGAUGCUCCAUACAGGAAUCUCAUCUCCCCUCCAAAGAACGACUCCAAGGUACCCUCAGCCGAAAUCACCGUGGAUUUGACGCCUCCAUCCCCUGCGGAGGAGACAAAGGAUGACAAGCAGCCGUCAAAGGAAGAAAAAUCUGCCUUCAAUCCGUCGUUUACACCCAAGAUCUUACCUCCAUCUCUGUUGAAAAAGAAACGAGUUGCAUCCAUCUAAAUUGCGUGUGUUUGUAUGUUAUUACUAAGACGUGUUUUUCUUUUUUGCGUGGUUAAAUAAAAAUUAUAAAAUGAUUCUGGUUUAUUUCUGUAUCCCCGUUACUUGUUAAUAAACCCCUCGACGGCGACUGAAAAAUCCGAGUGGUAUCCUGGGGAUUCGAACCCGCGUCGUCCACCACGCGGCGAAUGUGAACCCAGUACGCUACCAGUUCGGUCACCGCAUACCCUACACCCUACACGCUCCCUCUUAGACAGAACGAGGCAUGG
Eriocheir sinensis (Chinese mitten crab) is the source of this 684-nucleotide messenger RNA. RefSeq lists its product as uncharacterized. NCBI's taxonomy places the organism in Eukaryota, Metazoa, Arthropoda, Malacostraca, Decapoda, Varunidae. The transcript is spliced from 3 exons. The record is from RefSeq and is a predicted model, not a curated record. Bases 23 to 418 code for a protein of 131 amino acids.